Molecule: messenger RNA, 848 nt
Organism: Cotesia glomerata
Lineage: Eukaryota; Metazoa; Arthropoda; Insecta; Hymenoptera; Braconidae
Exons: 2
Coding region: 109-786 (225 amino acids)
Source: RefSeq, a predicted model, not a curated record
CAUCAGCUGUUUAAAAUAAUAAAAAAUUAUCAGAAGUAUAAAAUAAAAUGCAAAAAAAAGAAUCUGGUGACUAAAAUUAAUAAAAAAUAAAUAAACAAUUAAACAAAAAUGGCGUCAACACUGUGCCGGUCUUUUCAUCGGCUGAGAGUCUCCAUCGGUUUAAUACCUAAGUCAAAUUACUCUUCUCUCCACCAAUCACGGAGUAGUCCAACCAUAAUUCCGCUAAUCGACCCAAAGUCAUGCCAAUUGUUGUCAUUGAGUCCAUCACUGAGCUCCCUGGACCUAAACAUCCGGAACCCGGGUCUGAUUUCGCAAAUCAUAGAUCUACCGGUAGUAGAUCACAGAAACGAAGUGAUCAACCCUCGGAAGAUCAUAGACCAGGUCGAGAAAGGCUCGCCUGGAUCUGCUCCAGUAGAGCUUCCGACGAAUCAAAUUAUUGAGAAGGAAGCUGCUAGAUUGAUUGUAAUCCGGCGGCACAAGAUGAAGAAGCACAAGAAGCGCAAGCUUAAGAAGAAGAUGAAGUUCCUCUGGAGGAAAUAUAAACAGAGAAGAGUCCUAAAGAAGGAAAAGAGGUUCCACCGGGAAAUGUUAGCUCAGAUCCGGAGGGCUGAGAGGUUUGACCCGGCAACUUACAUCCGCUCCAGAUUGGAUAUCCUGGACAAUGUUAGGAUCCCCAAUGUAUGGAAGGGAGAAGUCAUGUCCGAAUCGAUGGUAAAGAAGUUUAUGCAGGAAGAGGAAGAGAAGAAGCUUAGAAGACUCAAUCGCCCUAGGCUCACUUUGGAUUGAAUUUUUAUAAGCUUUAAAAGUAUCUAAUGUAAUAUUAAAUAAAGUAAAUAAAGUAAAUAAAA